UUAAGUUUACUAACGUAUUGAAUAGAGGAUUGUCAAUACUUUUUCGUGCUUAUAAAUCUUGGAAUUAUUUCUACAUAUUAUAGUUACAUGAAAAACUUUAUAUUUUUCUCGAAAUGAUUCAAAAAUAUUUUGUUACAUAUCGUCCUUUCGAUGUGGCAACGCUAAGAGAAAAAUAUGUGUAUUGGCGCAUACUCAUUGAUCUUUGUAAUCCAAUUUAUUAAGUAUUUGAUGGGUAUAGAUUGUAAAGUAUAAUAAAAACAAAUUAAAAAAAGAUUUCAUUCAUUUACAUUGUGGUUUUACAUGAAAUAUAUCAACAUAUAGAAGAAUUUUUCGAUUUGAUUUGUAACCCAAAGUAAGAAAUUGCGAUGUUUGGAAAUUUAAAUAAACCUAACUUUGGGGCCGCUGCUCCUAAUACAUCGUUCGGAUUUGGAGCAUCUACUGCAGCAACAGCCAAUCCGUUUGGAACAAAUCAAUUAUUUGGAAAACCAGCUAACACUUUUGGUAGUCCUUCAACUUCAGCAUUUGGACAACCUUCAGGAACGUCACUGUUUCCUUCGACACAAGCUCAACCAACAAAUUUGUUCCAAAAUGCCAACACUGGAUUUGGAACUCCCGUUUCUACACAACCUUCAGCAUUUGGAUCAACUGGUCUGUUUGGACAACAGCAACAGCAGCAGCAGGCAGCUUCUAGUGGCUUGUUUAAUACAUCUUCAACAUUUGGUCAACAAAACAAACCAGCAGGUUUUGGAUUUGGUGCCCAACCUGCACAGCCUAGCUUAUUUGGUCAACAAGCUGCACAGCAACAAAGUACAAAUAUAUUUCAACCUUCUACGACCAAUUUAUUUGGUUCCUCAACUGCUUUUGGUGCACAGGCAACUGGGACUGGCAGUGUCAAAUUCAAUCCAGUUACAGGAACUGAUACUAUGAUGAAAAAUAGUGUCGCAACAAGUAUUAACACAAAACAUCACAGUAUCACCUGCAUGAAGGAAUAUGAAAACAAAUCUUUUGAAGAAUUGAGAUAUGAAGAUUAUUUAGCUAACAGAAAAGGACCACAACAACAAGGUGCAUUUGGCACAACACCAUUUGGUGGAACAGUAUCCUCAGCUCCAUCGCUGUUUGGACAACCUGAUGCUUCUAAACCCGCUUUUACCAGCUUUGGACAAACUGCGCCAGCAUUUGGCCAGAGUUCAGGUUUUGGAAUGGCAAAUCAGCAACAACCAACUGGAGGUCUGUUUGGAAAACCAACAACAGGGUUCGCCGCAACCACAAGUACUCCUUCUCUUAAUUUUGGAUUUGCCAAUAAUACACAAACAAAUAAUCCCUUUGGAGCUACACAGCAGCCUAAAACUUUUGGAACUGCAACUCCAUCUAUUUUUGGUACAAAUACAGCUACAACACAAUCAGCUUUUGGAACAGGAGGUGGACUUUUUGGUCAGACAAACACACAAAACACAGGUGGAUCUAUUUUUGGUAAACCAGCCCAACCUACUGUUGGUGCUUUUGGUACUAAUCAAACUCCAAAUUUUUCGUUUUCUACAACUACCCCAACGCAAGCUUCAAGUUUAUUUCAACCUAACAAACCCUUAUUUGGACAAACAAGUGCAACUCCAAGCUUUGGACAGACUAAUACCUUUGGAACUAAUACUUUUGGUAGUACACUAGGUAAACCUGCAGCACCUGCCUUUGGAACUAAUGCCACUCCCGCUUUUGGUAGUACUCUGGGCACAAGUUUGCAAACUCAGUCAACGUCACUUUUUGGAAAUAAUGCUGUUAAACCAGGAGGAUUUUUCAGCACUCCUUCUACUGGAUUGAAUUCAUUUGGUGGCAACACUUUCCAAACAAACACUGGAUUCAACUUACAAUCUCAACAGAAUCAACCAACGAUGUUUUCUUCUGUAGAACAACAGCCUUCUACAAAUCUUGCAAUGUUAACAGCAGAUCCAUUUGGAGAUGCGCCUCAUUUAGCCGGACUAGAACCCAAACUUAAGACAAGUACUCAUUCAGUAUCGGCUACUGAUCCAAAAGAAUUGAAAUCUCUACUUGAUGCUUCUAAGAAAGUUAACAGUUCCAGUGCAUCAAAACUGAAAGUGGUACCAAUUAGAAGUGUAAAGGAUAGUUUAUUUGAAGGGGUAUCACCUACAUUAAAUGACAGUCCUAAAGAUUAUAUAAAAACUAACUGCAGACGUUUGGUACUUAAAUCUCGUCCCAGUUCCACAGAAAGUAAUUCUUCCCCUGUUUUAAUGAGGAUGGAUAUAUUAAAACAUAUUAAUUCAUCCUGUAAUGAUGAAAACUUCAAUCCUCAAGCAAAUAGAAAUGAGAAUGUCCAGUCCGAAAUAACGAAAUCUCCACUUAGAUUGAAUUUCAGUCACACUGUCAAUAGCGAUUCUAGUCUCGCCUCACAAAGUUUCUUAUUGGAUAGUUCGAUCAAAAAUAAUUCACAAGAAAAUGAUACAAAGACUAACAAGGUUAUGGUGGACAUUGAAGUGGACUCUGAGCUAAUAGACCCUCAAGGCUCUGGGGACGGUCCCAAGACAUGUUAUCCUUGUAAUAUAAUUUGUACACGUCCGGAAUAUUACACUCUACCUCCUCCUGAAGAACUGUCUAAAUAUGUCGACGAGAAUGGUAAAUGUAUAGUAAAAGGAUUCACGAUAGGCCGAAAAGGUUAUGGAAAUGUUUACUAUCCUGAUGAAAUGGAUGUGACAGGUUUAAACAUUGAUGAGUUGGUGCAUUUUAGAUACAGAGAAAUUAAUGUUUAUCCUGAUGAUGAUAAGAAACCACCAAUAGGACAGGGUCUAAAUCGCAAAGCGCAAGUAACAUUGGACAAUGUCUAUCCAAGAAAGCCAGGAACUAAUAUUCUAAUAAAAGAUGUUCAAGAAUUACAGCAGAUGAAUUUCGCCGAGAAAUUGCGUAAAAUAACCGUAAAUAAAGACGCUAAAUUUGUGGAUUAUCGACCAGAGACAGGUUCGUGGGUAUUUAAAAUAGACCAUUUCUCUAGAUAUGGUUUUGAUGAAAGUGAUGAAGAAACUGCACAAAUCAAUCAUAAAGACGACGAAAAGAAAAUACCGGAGACCGCAUUAAAACCUAAUUCUGCCGUUAUUGCCAAGAAACCAAUAGAAAAUGAAAUAACAAAGAAAUCAACACAAAAAGAAGAAGAAAAAAAGUUAUCAAAAUUUGGAUUGAAUGAAGAUGACGAAGAAGAUCUUAUAGAGACUUCCAUGUAUGUUGACAAUAUUUCUGAAGACGAUUAUCACAUGAUACCUUUACAUAUUCCACAUGAUCCUUUUACAUCCAGCAAAAGUAUACAAGUUAUGAAAUCGACUUUAUUUGCUGAUGAUGAUAGAUCGUCGGAUGGUAGCGGUAGCCACGUCUCUAUAGUUAGACAAUAUUUAGAUAUUCCUGAUGAAAUCAGAAGAUUACCUGUGGUCCGAGAAGAAGAAGUUAUGCCUCGGAAGAAGAGGAUCAUACCGAGACCUAAAAUAGAUAAAGUUUAUAAUUUCAAAGAAAAAUAUGUGGACUUGGAUUUGCAUCAAAUGAGAACGUAUCAAGAAUUGGGUGUUUUUAAAGGAAAAUCCUUUAAAGUGGGAUGGUCUAAAGGUUGCAAAUUUUAUAAUUUAGUCCCAAAAUCCGAAGGGGGAACGCAAUUAGUUCUUAGCGAUGUUAAAUGUGGAACAAAUCAAAAGUUUGUCGCAAUUAAUGAAAUUUUGAAUGAAUCUUUGCAGAUUGUCUUAGAAGAAAGUAAUUACACUAGAGACAAUAAUAAAAUACCAACAUAUAAAAUUGCAAAAAAUCAUUCUUAUUUAAAGAAACAAUCUAAAUUAUUUUCAAACUUACUCGAUAAAUGUAGUAGUAAUAAAGAAAUGAAAUAUUUACAUAGUUGUUGGACUUUGGCGGAAGCCCUUUGGGGACCCACCGAAAAUACAGUAUCUAACAGAAGACACCUUUUGAGUGAAUGGUUAAAAGUAAAUACAGAUUAUUGCAAAAUUCAAACAAACGAUUCUGCCAAGGACAUUUUUGAUAAUCUUACAAUUUUUAAAAUCAACGAAGCAGCAAAUGUAGCAUUGGAAAAAAGAUUCCCCAAUUUAUCAUUAAUAAUAUCGCAAUUGAGUCUUACAAAUAGAACAAAAACGUUUUUACAAGAACAAAUUGAAAGUUGGUAUAAAUCCAUGAGUUCGGAUCAUAUCAGUAACACUAUGAAAAAUAUUUAUCUACUUCUUUCUGGUACGCCUGUAAAAGAUGACAUAAACAUUUUUGAGAAUAUUGAUUGGAAGAGAGCUUUUGCUAUGCACAUGUGGUAUGUUUCACCAUUAGGAGCUCCUGUUGAAAUGGUAAUAGAAUUGUAUAAACAAGCUUUUGAAGAAUAUGGUUAUGCGGAGAGACCAGAUCCACCUUACAGAACUGAUUAUGAGGAGAACGGUACAUUUGAUUUGCUGUAUCACAUUUUAGUACUUUACCAGUCAAGAGUGCAUCGUUUAAGUACUGUACUUAAUUCUGCAACGCAUACUGAUGAUUAUCUCGAUUAUUGGUUAAGCUGGUUAUUGUUGCAACUGUUUCUAUCUUUGGACAUUGGUAUAAUGGACGAUGCCGAAAAAACUAAACUUUGUACAAGUUUUUCGAAUCAAUUAGAAUCUUUGGAUAAAUGGGAAUGGGCGAUAUUUGUUCUACUUUAUUUGGAAGAUAAUACUUUGAAAGAAUAUCUUGUUAGGAAUAUAUUGGACCGUAAUCUUUCUCCCGACAUUGAUAAAAAAAUAAUAAAAUCCGAACAUAAUUUAGUGAAUAAUAUGCAUAUACCCGCUGAAUGGAUACAUUCAGUAAAAGGUGAAAAAACGUUAUCCUCUAAAAGAUAUUUAGAAGCAUUCAAUCAUUUUGCUUAUGCUAAAGAUGUUUGCAAAGCCAACAAUAUUCUUGUCGAACAUCUAUUACCUUCUCUUUUCAUUAACGAACAAUACGAUAUCAUUAAAUCUCUAAUUGGUGAAAUCGAAGAGGGAGCCGAAUAUAUAGAAAAUUGGUCGAUAGAAGCGGGACUAUUUAAAGAUUUCAUCGAUUUACAAGAACGAUAUGUUACCUUCGACGACAAUUUAAAGAUACAAAUGAGUUUGCAAACUAUUGGUAAUCGAAUAGCGGCUUUUAUUCCUAAAAAUAAUUUACAGAAAUUAUGCGUAGCUGAAAUGUCGAAACGUUGCGCUUCUGUUUAUAAAGCCUUUUGUAAAAAAACUCAUUCUACUUUUUAUAAAAAUUCUUAUUUGGAAUUUAUCGAAUGUUUGAAUAUGCCUCCGGAUUUUAAACAGAACGAAGCUUUAUAUCUAAUUAAUGAAAUAGGCGCAAACUGUUGAUGAUUUUUAGUGUUGUUUUAAAAAUAAGUGCCUCCUAUCGAAAAACAUUUUAUUUCUACUAUAUAAUAAUAAUAGGUAUAGAUGAAACGAACCGAAAUAUGUAGGUGAUGUGUCGUUAAAGUCAUUUUGUGAAAUAUUGUCAAAAGUUGAUUUUCAUUUUAUAAAAAAAUCCGAUUAAAAUAAUUGUUAUUAGUCUAUGUUUUUUUUAUUUGAUUAAAGUAUACACAUUUAUCUAACA
Molecule: messenger RNA, 5568 nt
Organism: Diorhabda sublineata
Lineage: Eukaryota; Metazoa; Arthropoda; Insecta; Coleoptera; Chrysomelidae
Gene: Nup98-96
Product: nuclear pore complex protein Nup98-Nup96
Exons: 17
Coding region: 366-5330 (1654 amino acids)
Biological process (GO): post-transcriptional tethering of RNA polymerase II gene DNA at nuclear periphery; protein import into nucleus; RNA export from nucleus
Cellular component (GO): nuclear pore; nuclear pore cytoplasmic filaments
Molecular function (GO): structural constituent of nuclear pore
Source: RefSeq, a predicted model, not a curated record